AUGGUGUUAAAGAAAAUAAGGGUGUUAGUGAACAUAGUGAUUGAGUUAAAAAAGAGCUCAUUGGGAGAAGAGAAGAUAGUGGAUGAGACAGAGGGGAUGAUAGAGGAUAUGAGAGCUAAAUCUCGGGGAGUUCACCAAGAGUCGAGUGCUCAGGAGAUUGCGGCUCGCUUGGGUGCUGAAAUUGACCCCCAACCCAGGUCAGAUAAAGUUCAGAUAAUGGGUUAUUCUUCUACAAACAUACACUUUGACUAUGAUGGACAAUAUGCGAAAUCAGGAGAUGAUUAUGAAUGGAUUCCAAGCGAUGGUCGUUUGUAUGGUAUAUCCUUUAAGACAUCAUCAUUGGAUGAGAUCACUUAUUCCUGUUUGAAGGAGAGGAUAUGCAAGAAGAAGAGGAUAGAUCCGUGUUUAAAGAGGAUGAAUCUGAGUUACAUUCCACUGGUAGUAGAACCUAAGAGGCAAUCAUAUAUUUUGGAUGAUGAAGAUGUGUAUGUGUAUCUGACAUCAGUGGAUAAAGAGGGAAGAAGAAGUAUUUUGCAUGUAGAGGUCAUCGAAGAAAUGGAGCAACAAUCAGUAGUUGAGAAAGAAAGCUCAUAUGGUGGGAACUAUAGUGAGCUUGCGAGUGGAUUACCCGAAGUUGAAGCCGGGGAAGGGGGCGUGGACAGUGAGGGCGACGUGGAUAACUCUAUGGGUGUUCGUCCUAGUUCGUACUAUGUUGAGCUCCCACGUGUUGCAAAAGAAAAACCAGUGGUUAAAGAGUGGGAAGAUGGUUUGGGUCUUCAGUUGUUUCAAGAAUUUGAGAGUAAAGAAGCUGUGAAAGAUAUUAUUGAUAGAGCAUCACAAGAGAACUGUUUCGGAAUCAGUAUUUGCAACUCGGACAGGGGUCGAUAUGUGGUAAAAUGUCGGGGAGCAGAUGAAGGUUGUAAAUGGAGUGUGAGAGCAACAAAGAUAGAUAAAUCUGAAGCGUUCUCGAUUAGAACAUACAGGAAUAUGCAUUCAUGCUCUCGCGUAACUUCAAGUACUGGAAAGAAAAGGAAAGUUACACCAAGAUGUGUUGCAGCUAUAGUGCACAAGGAUUAUCCGGGACUAUAUGAGACACCAACAGCGAAAAUCCUGGUCGGUCUGGUGCAAAGGAAACUGGGUGUGGAAGUGUCGUAUACGACAUGUUUGAGAGGAAAAAAACAAGCUGUUGCGGAUAUUCGUGGUGAUCCGGAGAAGGGAUAUAUAAUAUUGCCUGCUUAUUUGUAUAUGUUAGAGAAGGCGAACCCGGAUACAAAAACAAGUUUGGUAGUGGAUAAAAACAACCGGUUCAGAUACCUAUUUGUUGCGUUGGGAGCCUCCAUUGAAGGGUUUGAAUACAUGAGGAAAGUCAUCACUGUGGAUGCAACUUUCCUGAAGACUGUUGAAGGUGGUUGUUUAAUUAUUGCCACGGCUCAGGAUCCAAACCUUCACCAUUAUCCAAUAGCUUUUGCUGUGGUUGAUGGGGAGAAAAACGAAAGCUGGAAGUGGUUUUUCACGACGCUGAAAACUGUUAUACCGGAUUCGACGGAAUUGGUGUUUGUUUCAGACAGAAAUCCAAGUCUGAUAAAAGCUGUUGGUGAAGUGUAUCCGAUGUCUAAACAUGGGUAUUGUAUCUGGCAUCUAUCGCACAAUGUGAAAGCUCAUGUCAAUCAAGGCAGGGACGAGGUUGCACUACAAUUCCGAAAAGUUGCAUGUCUUUAUUCAGAGCAUGAGUUUAAAAAGCAGUAUGACGAUUUUAGGGAGAGGUAUCCAUCGUGUGCUAGGUAUCUUGAUAAAAGUGUCGAAGUCAAACGGUGGGCGAAGUGUCAUUUCCCCGGUGCUAGGUACAACAUAGACACCUCUAAUUGUGCGGAGUCUUUGAAUGCGCUAUUUGAAAAGGCGCGAAGGAUGUCUUUAUUGCCUAUGCUUGAUACAGUUAUUGAUAAAAUGUCUGAGUGGUUCAACAGACAUAGGAAGGAUGCAGCAGAAGGACCGUCAUCUCGAAAAUUGGUUCCUUUGGUGGAGAACAAAUUGCAUAAGAGAACACCGAAAGGUUCAAAACUUUCAGUGACUGUAUUGAACAGUUUUCAGCUUGAAUACAGUGUUAUUGGAGAAGACGGGAAGACUUAUUCUGUGGAUUUGCAACAGAAGACGUGCAGUUGCAGGAAGUUUGAUAUAGAUAAAUACCCAUGUAGACAUGCAAUAAGAGCUAUCAUUAAGUGUUUGCAGCAUGAUAAACCAUUACAGUUGAGUGACAUGUACGAUUUCAUCUCGAAUUAUUACUUCAUUACAACAUGGGCGAAAGCGUAUCGAAGGACUAUAUAUCCAGUCCCUCAUAUAACUCAUUGGCUGGUUCCAAAAGAAGUCGCGGCGGCGAAGUGUCCUCUACCUCCAGACUACAAGAAAAAAAAAAAGACAUCAGGAAAAAAGGCAUCCUUCGGCGGGAGAAAGGUCCUGAAGGAACUGAAGGAGUUGAAGGAAAUGAAGGAACUGAAGGAAAUGAAGGAACUAAAUGAGCUGAAGGAGUUGAAGGAGCUGAAGGAGCUGAAGGAACUGAGGGACCUGAGGGAACUGAAGGAACAGAAGGAACUGAAGUGUUAUAUGAAUGUGAACCUUAGUGAAACCUGA
This is a messenger RNA of Raphanus sativus (radish), 2625 nucleotides long. RefSeq lists its product as uncharacterized. The transcript is spliced from 5 exons. Lineage: Eukaryota; Viridiplantae; Streptophyta; Magnoliopsida; Brassicales; Brassicaceae. Bases 1 to 2625 code for a protein of 874 amino acids. The record is from RefSeq and is a predicted model, not a curated record. Gene Ontology annotation, molecular function: zinc ion binding.